This is a messenger RNA of Anopheles coustani, 933 nucleotides long. Its product is annotated as brachyurin-like. The transcript has a single exon. Bases 1 to 933 code for a protein of 310 amino acids. Gene Ontology annotation, biological process: proteolysis. Gene Ontology annotation, molecular function: serine-type endopeptidase activity. The record is from RefSeq and is a predicted model, not a curated record. NCBI's taxonomy places the organism in Eukaryota, Metazoa, Arthropoda, Insecta, Diptera, Culicidae.
AUGAAGUUUGGUGGCUGCAUUGGAGCCCUGGUGUUGUUGGCUCUGGUAGUGCCAGAUGCCAGAAGUGCGAACGAUGUUAACGAUACCAGCAUCGAAAUCGAUUGGUCCAAAGUGCGUCCGAUCGAGGAGUUUGACCACUACUGGGCACGUCUUCCACCGGAACUGCAGGUUCUUCGGCAGACGCGCCGCGUAAAUCGACGUGUGACGAAUGGUUUUGCGGCCAUCCCCGGACAGUUUCCAUACCAGGUGGCGUUGCUGCCGGAAUUCCUGGUCGGCACCGGGCUCUGCGGUGGCACCGUACUCACGAACAUCUACAUUCUAACGGCCGCGCACUGUGUGGUGCAGGGUGUUGGUGUGAUCGCUUCCGGCGGUACUGCGAUCAUGGGUGCAUACGAUCGCAGCAUUCCUGAGCCGGAUCAGCAGCGCAUCCGGUUCAGUGCAUCCGGCAUCACGGUACACCCACAGUAUACGGCCUUAACCCUUCGUAACGACAUUGCGACCAUACUGUUGAACGCCCCGAUGCGCUACACCGCCCGAGUACAGGCGAUACGGUUGCCUACCCUCUCCGAUACGCGCACGUUCGCCGGUCUGCUCGGUACGGUGUCUGGAUUCGGGCGCACGUCUGACAGCAGCCUCCUCCCGUCCAACUUCGUUCAGUACGCGUCGAACCCGAUCAUCACGAACAGCGAGUGCCUGACGUACUGGACACCGGUCUAUCUGGGCCCGGAGAACAUCUGCUUGAGCAGUGCGAGCGGACGAUCACCUUGCUCUGGUGACUCCGGGGGACCUCUUACCGUCAACUCCGCGCUAGGGCCGCUCCAGGUUGGGCUAGUGUCGUUCGGGGACAGUGGCGGGUGCACGGUGGGAAUUCCGUCCGUACACGCACGCAUUACGUACUUUUUGCAGUGGAUUCUGAAUAACUCCGACUAUUAA